AUGAAUGGAACAGAGGGGCCGUACUUCUACGUGCCCAUGUCCAAUGCCACUGGUGUUGUGAAGAGUCCAUACGAAUAUCCUCAAUACUACCUAGUGGCACCAUGGGCAUAUGCCUGUUUGGGAGCUUACAUGUUCUUCCUCAUUCUCAUCGGCUUUCCAAUCAACUUCCUUACGCUGUACGUCACCAUUGAGCACAAGAAGCUGCGCACACCCCUAAACUACAUCCUGUUGAACUUGGCUGUUGCUGACUUGUUAAUGGUACUUGGUGGCUUCACAACCACGAUUUAUACAUCUAUGCAUGGCUUCUUCGUCUUUGGACGCCUUGGCUGCAACCUGGAAGGCUUCUUUGCAACUUUUGGUGGUAUCAACUCACUCUGGUGCCUGGUCGUGCUCUCUAUUGAGAGGUGGGUAGUUGUUUGCAAACCCAUGAGCAACUUCAGAUUUGGAGAGAACCAUGCCAUCAUGGGAGUAGCAUUUACCUGGGUCAUGGCGUUGGCAUGUACUGUGCCCCCUCUGGUUGGCUGGUCCCGUUAUAUCCCUGAGGGCAUGCAGUGCUCAUGCGGAAUUGACUACUACACUCGUGCAGAGGGGUUCAACAAUGAGUCCUUUGUCAUCUACAUGUUCACAGUCCACUUCCUGGCCCCACUAUUCAUCAUCACCUUCUGCUAUGGCCGUCUGGUCUGCACUGUCAAGGAGGCUGCAGCUGCACAGCAGGAGUCCGAAACCACCCAGAGAGCUGAGCGUGAGGUCACACGCAUGGUCAUCAUCAUGUUCAUUGGCUACUUGGUUGCCUGGUUGCCCUAUGCCAGUGUGGCUUGGUACAUCUUCACCCAUCAGGGCAGUGAGUUUGGGCCUGUCUUCAUGACCUUACCAGCCUUCUUUGCCAAAAGCUCUUCAUGCUUCAACCCUUUCAUCUAUGUCUGUAUGAACAAGCAGUUCCGCCACUGCAUGAUUACCACCCUGUGCUGCGGCAAGAACCCCUUCGAGGAAGAGGAGGGCGCGUCUACCACUGCCUCCAAGACUGAGGCCUCAUCCGUCUCCUCCAGCUCUGUGUCCCCGGCAUAA
Neoarius graeffei (lesser salmon catfish) is the source of this 1065-nucleotide messenger RNA. RefSeq names its product rhodopsin. Gene Ontology annotation, biological process: G protein-coupled receptor signaling pathway; phototransduction; visual perception. The transcript has a single exon. Gene Ontology annotation, molecular function: G protein-coupled receptor activity. The record is from RefSeq and is a predicted model, not a curated record. Bases 1 to 1065 code for a protein of 354 amino acids. Gene Ontology annotation, cellular component: membrane; photoreceptor outer segment. Lineage: Eukaryota; Metazoa; Chordata; Actinopteri; Siluriformes; Ariidae.